This is a messenger RNA of Melampsora larici-populina 98AG31, 411 nucleotides long. RefSeq lists its product as uncharacterized. The record is from RefSeq and is a predicted model, not a curated record. Lineage: Eukaryota; Fungi; Basidiomycota; Pucciniomycetes; Pucciniales; Melampsoraceae. The transcript is spliced from 4 exons. Bases 1 to 411 code for a protein of 136 amino acids.
AUGAAUAUCCAUGCGGCAAAACUUCUUACUGGAUUCCAUAACUUUGUAGCUGGACAUCCUGGGGUACCUGUUCCUCUUGCUCAGCUCAUUGAAAAUUUGAGGACAGCCAUAAAAUUACCGAUUAUAGUGGGUUUAAUCGACAUAGUUUCCAAGAAUGCAAUUGCAUCACCCUUGCCUAAAGACAUGUGGGCCAUUGAGACAGCCCAGAACAAGAAUCCCAAGAAAUAUUCCCAAGACGUGGUGGGUUACUUCCAGUACAUUGAAGAGCACAUAGACCAAUGGUUAGAGAAAUGGGGAUAUGGGAAGUAUGGAUCCAAAUCCCAUGCAAGGGGGGAUGAAGCAGAUUUUGAUGAUGGGGUGUCAGAUAUGAUCUGUUUGACUCAAGUCAGUUGUUCUUUGGUUCAUUGUUGA